GAAGUCGAUAGUUAUUCAUGCAAUACUACCUCAAUACUCCAAUGCCUCCAUCUGAUAUCGCGGGGCCAGCUCCUUUCCUAGGCCGAGUAACGUUUUCUCUCUGGAGGCGAUUCAUGUAAUACGUCCUUCGGACCGCCGGUAUCUUUUCCUCAAACAGAAUACAUGAAGGUUUCUGGAUCGCCAUGAUAUAGCUCUCUCGAUUCGACGGAAUCUAGAUUGUGCCUUGAUACUGCAUCAAUAUUCUGCAAGGACUCCAUUUGCUGCAGAUUGAACGAAGUCGGAGCAAACUUAUGACUGAAUGGCUGGCCGCCGUCUCACUAAGUACUGUGGUUUUCUCGAAAUAGAAUUGAGGCGGAGUAUUCAACGAAUCACAAUAUAUAAUGCGCCUUUCACAUCCCGGCAGAGGCUUUUAACCCUCAAAGCCAUAACAUAGGGCAACGGUCCUGCUGCUGCUCCAACCUGCCAGGUACUGUUCUCCCUGGUACAAGAGUCUUCACCGUCAUUGCAAUUUAUCUCAAGAUACAUAUGACCCAUUCAGUGCAAGGUACAUAAGGAGAACGCCGACCCUUUGGAUAUUUAUAUGUUCCUUGUGCAACCCACCGCCGCGGAAUCAGUUCAUGUCUCAAAGGGAGCAAACUGGGAGUCGGUGCUGAGACACGGUUCAUAAACAAUAAGCUUUUCAACAUGGGGCUAUUUGGCAGAUCAAACAAAAAGAAAAUACUGCCACCCCAGUCUCGACAUUACGAUGAUUCAAAUGAAUUACAGAGAGAACCACAUCCUACAACGAGACCAAAUUGGUUUUAUGUCGAAGAACGUCCGCAUCACAUAUCAAAUGAAUAUAAUCAACAUCGUCCAGCACCACAAGGAUGGAUAGUGACUCCAAUCGAACCACCAUCGCCACCACCGAGAUAUCAAACACAUACUAUAAUGGCGCCGCCCCUACUGCCACCACGAAAUGGCGUUGCGUCAAUGAAUUUGCGAUCGGUUACAAAUCUAUUGAAAGAGACUUCAAUACAUGAUCUGCCGUGUAUCGCUGCGAUUAACAAUGGCGUGGCCGUUAUGUCACAACAAACCAUCCAUCAUUAUCGUCAAACGACCGCUCUGUACGAUACUUUGUCUUCGAAAUUAUGCUCGGUGGUCACUUCAAUUGACGAGGAAAGAUUCAGUGGGGAUGAUCGAGAGCUUACAGUGCCUCAACAUUAUGAUCCGGAAUGGCAGGACGAAAAGGAAUUAGAGACAACCAGUCGAGAUUUGUUUCCGCGGAGCAAGAAAUCAAAGGCAGAUUUGAAGGAUGUCAAAUCAAGUGAAACGACGCACACAAAUUACUUUUCAAAGGUCCAUGCCUAUGCCAAUUCAAGGUUACCAAUGGACCUCAAGCCAAUGAGAUUGUACUUUAAUACAUAUCCUCUUAUAUGCCUCGCUGCUCAAUACUCCGAACAAGUCUAUUCGAAACCUACUGGACAAGAAAAAGAAACAAGAGUAAAUGCAAGAGGAAGGGCAGGGACCGUGAUGAAAAGUGUACCAAUCGAUGAUCGGGAUGUAAUUGUAUUUGCGAUUCGAGGAACAACACAUUCAUUUACAGACUGGGCUGUCAAUGUCAAGACAAAGCCUACGUCUCCAGAGGGUUUUUUGGACGACCCAGGGAAUUUAUGUCAUUCUGGAUUUUUGGGUGCUGCAAAAGACUGGAUCAAACCAAUAGCAGCUCGACUUCGAAAUCUCCUCCAAGAAAAUCCUAAUCGUACCCAAUGUUCUUUACUAAUCACUGGGCAUUCCGCUGGUGGAGCUAUUGCUGCUCUAUUAUACUCACACAUGCUUUCCACAAGUCCCGAAGCUAGAUCAGAGCUCAACGUCCUCACGGGAUGUUUCAAACGAAUUCAUUGCAUCACAUUUGGAACACCACCCAUUUCACUCUUACCAUUAGAAAAACCAAAAACCCGGGCAGCUUCCAAGUCUAUUUUUAUGUCAUUCAUCAACGAGGGUGAUCUAGUCGCAAGAGCAGAUUUCGCUUAUGUCAGAUCGCUACUCGAUCUCUAUUCCACGCCUGCACCCGGGAAAUCCGUUCUCCAACCUUUGAGAUUAGGACUCAAAUCUUCCAAAUCUAGUAAUACCCUUUUCACGAAGAAGAAACAUUCGAAACCCGAUCCGCAUGUGGAUUUGGGACCAGUAUGGCAUGUUCCCGAAGCGACUCUGAGUAAUGCAGGAAAUAUUGUUCUCUUGCGAGGGGUGGAUAGGUUGGGUAAUGCGCAAGGAAGUAAGAAGUUGCAGGAUCGAAUGGAUGAUGGUGUGAUUGCGCAGAUUGUCUCGGAUGAAUUGUUGAGGGGCGUCGUGUGGGGUGAUCCGGUUAGUCAUAUGAUGAAACUUUAUGCAAGGAGGAUUGAGGUUUUGGCUACGAAUGCUGUUAUGGGACGGACGUGAGGUUGAGAGAGGAGGGUGGCAUUUGUGGCGUUAAUAGAAAACAGUGGAUGAAAAAGUAAAGAUGGUCGAUACAAGGCGUUAAUCAUGAAUUGGGAUGGGUUGGGCGCAUAUGGUACUAUACCCUUUGAUCCACUCCGUUUAUUUGCAGGAGAUGUUUUUAGUGCGGGCGGUCAUUUCAUAUACAUAUCUAUAUACAGAUAUAAAUGUAUAUUCACAAGUACUCUUUUCUCGUCUGAUUCUCAAUAUGUUGGACACCAACCUUGCUUGUUGUUACCUCCAAGUGUAAUUCGGGACUUGAAUUUGUUGAGAGACAAAAUGUAUAGGAUUCCUGUGCAAUCUUGGGAAUGUGAUGAGGUGAGGUGAGGUGAGGUGAUAUGGUCGUAUUGUAUAAUAUUUGUUUUUAGUUGCGA
Molecule: messenger RNA, 2825 nt
Organism: Botrytis cinerea B05.10
Lineage: Eukaryota; Fungi; Ascomycota; Leotiomycetes; Helotiales; Sclerotiniaceae
Exons: 3
Coding region: 685-2415 (576 amino acids)
Biological process (GO): lipid metabolic process
Source: RefSeq, a predicted model, not a curated record